Molecule: messenger RNA, 1435 nt
Organism: Dromaius novaehollandiae (emu)
Lineage: Eukaryota; Metazoa; Chordata; Aves; Casuariiformes; Dromaiidae
Gene: MRPL45
Product: mitochondrial ribosomal protein L45
Exons: 8
Coding region: 46-993 (315 amino acids)
Cellular component (GO): mitochondrion
Source: RefSeq, a predicted model, not a curated record
CGGCCCUGGCCCCGCCCCCGUCCCGGCGGGCCGCGCGGCGCGAAGAUGGCGGCCGCCAUGGCGGCGGGCCUGGGCCGCCUGGGCCUGCGGGCUUGCGGGCGGGUGGGCGCGGAACGGGGCGCCCUCGGGAGGGGCCUGGGCUGCAGGAAUGUGGAAUCCUUACUCCGUCCUGCCAGAGCGGCGCCGACCUGUCUUGUUGUCCCUGUGCGAACAAAGCGGAGGUUCUCUGUCCCCAACUGGAGCAGAGACCAGUCCCUUGAAGAGAAGGAGAAGAAACUCAGAGCUUCAAGGAUUGUAGCUCCUGAGGAGCAUGUGGAACGGACCUUCUAUUUGGCCUGCACAGCUGAUAUUAUUGACCCGUACGUCCCUCCUGAAGGUGAUGCCCGCUUGACCCCUCUGUCUAAAGAGGGGCUGAAGCAAAAGGUGGAGAAGUUCAAGCAGAGUGCCGUUUCCCAGUUAGCUCUGCGGAAGUUAAAAGAUCACGAUCCAAUUUUCAGCACUAAAACCUUCCCAGAGAAAGCACAAGAGAUAUUCACUGAAGCUCACAAUUGCCUGGCAAAUUUUAACAAGCAGAAACUUCACUGCUUGGUGACAGAGCGCUGCUACUCGGAAAUGGUCCGUGGGAACAGGUAUAAGACCAUCCGGUGGAGCUUCGUAGAGUCGCUGGAACCUCCAAGAGUGGUUCAUGUUCGGUGUGACAGCAUGGUGAAUCGAGGCAACCUGUAUGGGCAGGUGACGGUGCGGAUGCACACUCGACAGACUUUGGCGAUCUAUGACCGGUUUGGGCGGUUGAUGUAUGGUGGCGAGCAGGUGCCCAAGGACGUUUUGGAGUACGUCGUAUUUGAGAGGCACUUGGUCAACCCAUAUGGCGCGUGGAGGAUGCACGGCAAGAUCGUUCCACAGUGGGCUCCGCCAAAGGACUCCAUUGUCAAGACGGUGAUGAUUCCUGGUCCAACUUUGAAUCCCUCACAAGAGUUUGAAGAAAUCAAAUAGGAAGUUGCAGAGCCUAGGCAGACACAAUGGUGCAAACAACCCUGGAGGGAAGAAGUGGAGUACUUUUGUGGGGGUAGCGUAUUGGACAUAGCUGGGCUUUUCCAGUGGGCAAAUCAAGCAAAGCAUCUUCGGGAAUGGACCCAGCCACUGAGAAGUUGCCUUCACAGCAGAGAGAGGGGCUUGGGAGGGGCAUUCAAAUGAGCUCUGAGAAGAGCUUUACUCUGUUCAAGUAGACUCAGCAUGCUGCAUCUUAAACCCCUUUGUAUUUCUGUGAAGACCAGAAAUCUCUUCUCUUCAGGACUGCUCUCUAGGCAAACCUCUGUGCUGAAUUUGCCUCAUGAGAGCCAUUGGCGGCAGAAGGGGCCUAAACAAGGGAUAUUUGGCACUUUCAGGGGAAGUGCUCUAGACCUGAUGGGGUUUCAUUAAAACUUGCAGAAGUGGG